This is a messenger RNA of Sycon ciliatum, 771 nucleotides long. Its product is annotated as small ribosomal subunit protein uS7-like. Bases 97 to 726 code for a protein of 209 amino acids. The record is from RefSeq and is a predicted model, not a curated record. Gene Ontology annotation, molecular function: rRNA binding; structural constituent of ribosome; mRNA binding. NCBI's taxonomy places the organism in Eukaryota, Metazoa, Porifera, Calcarea, Leucosolenida, Sycettidae. Gene Ontology annotation, biological process: ribosomal small subunit assembly; translation. Gene Ontology annotation, cellular component: cytosolic small ribosomal subunit; ribosome. The transcript has 7 exons.
CUACAUUGCCAAAGACCUUAUUCUUGCGCAUGCGCUUUGUACCAAUCCUUUCUCUCUCUUGUUCAGCCACGAUUCGGUUGGUCUGGAUAAGCCAAAAUGGGUGACUUUGACAAAACUACUACAGAACUAGAAGAUGUCGCGGCCCCUGAGGUUCAUGAUGUCAAGCUUUUUGGCAAAUGGUCAUCUGACGAGGUCCAGGUGAAGGAAAUCUCACUGCAGGACUAUAUUGCCAUCAAGGAGAAGUCCGCCACUUUCCUUCCUCACACCGCUGGACGUUAUGCCGUCAAGCGAUUCAGGAAGGCCCAGUGCCCCAUUGUUGAGCGUCUCACCAACUCCCUGAUGAUGCACGGUCGCAACAACGGCAAGAAGCUGAUGACCAUGCAGAUUGUCCAGCAGGCUUUUGAGAUCAUCCACCUGUUGACUGGCGAGAACCCCCUGCAGGUCCUUGUCAAUGCCGUCAUUGCCUGCGGUCCUCGUGAAGACUCCACUCGCAUUGGUCGUGCCGGUACUGUCCGUCGUCAGGCCGUCGAUGUCUCCCCACUCCGCAGAGUGAACCAGGCCAUGUGGCUCCUCUGCACUGGUGCUCGUGAGGCUGCUUUCCGCAACGUCAAGAGCAUUGCUGAGUGCCUCGCUGAUGAGCUCAUCAACGCAUCAAAGGGAUCAUCCAACUCGUAUGCCAUCAAGAAGAAGGACGAGCUUGAGCGUGUUGCCAAGUCUAACCGUUAAACUUUUUUUGUGGAAGGGACGAGAAUAAACGGGAAAUGCCAAAAA